Nomia melanderi (Alkali bee) is the source of this 2734-nucleotide messenger RNA. RefSeq names its product neuronal membrane glycoprotein M6 (gene M6). Gene Ontology annotation, biological process: neuron projection development. Gene Ontology annotation, cellular component: plasma membrane. Lineage: Eukaryota; Metazoa; Arthropoda; Insecta; Hymenoptera; Halictidae. The record is from RefSeq and is a predicted model, not a curated record.
GUAAUCAAAUUGGGGUCACCAGUAGUAAUUACCAUUCUUCUAUAGAAUGAUAGUCGGCUUUAAUAACGGAAACGCAACGUUUGAUUUGUUAGUUUGUAGUAUAGCCUGCUAUCUUUUGAAAGGACAACGUUCCCAUUCACUUUUACCUAUUGUCGCCAUAUUGAUUUUAUUUAAAGGGUUACGGAAAAAAAUAAACAAUAUUUUAGGGAUAUUAAUUCGUGCUAUCAGUCUGUUUGAACUCAUGGGGAUUUAUAAACAAGUGGUGUGACGUGUCGUCGUGUAAUUACGAAAAGCAUGUGGGAUGUCAUUCACUAAUACAAUAGAAUGACAUUCAAUUGCUACAGUAAUUGAGAGAGUUCCAGUGUUAUAAUCUUGAAAUCGACAAGGGGCAGUGCCCAUUCCUAUCAAACCUAACCUUAUAUACUAACAGGCUCGAAACAUGGGGAGUAUAUGUAAUGAUUGUAUGGCCAGAGUGCCGUACGCUACUCUUAUUGCAACUAUUAUGUGUUCUUUGGGAGUUGGUAUUUUUUGUGGGACAAUGUACAGAGGUGGUACAUUGGCUUCUCUGAUGAUGGAUCAGGUAUUUCAUUUACGACUUGGUUGGUUGGAAGCUGUGCAAUUAAUUUUUGCCACAAUUGGUGCUAGUAUGGCAGCAUUAGGAUUUAUGAUACUAUGUGUUGGUUGCCUCGCAACUGGAGCUACAAGGCACAAAGUAUAUAGAGCAUGGAGGUCUAGAGUUGGUGGUCGCAUUUCAUGUGCUGUUUUUAUGACAAUCACAUAUAUUCUAGAAUUAGGUUGGCUAUUCAUAUUUGCAUUCCUAGUUAUAAUUACUUGGGUUUUCACUAUAUUUUGGGGACUGUGCAGCAAUCCUAGAGUUGAAUCCCUUGAUCAGUGUAUUGAUUUUACUCAAUUCAGUUUCAUAUUUCCCAAUAAUACUAGAGUAGAAGAUAUGAAGGUGUGUGGACCACAAGAGGUGAAACUAUUUUGUAAAGAUUUUGUGGAAAAAGCAGAGCUGAUGUUUAUCUUGGCAACAGUAGCUGCAAUGCUAGUUGUGUUAAGUCUUAUACAUUACUUAAUGUGUCUGUCUGCUAAUUAUGCACAUAUUCGAGAUCAUGAGAAAUUCCAAGAGCUACAAGAACUUCAGUACCUGCAGGAUCCAGUUGAUCCGGAUUCUCCUCAAUCUGGUAUGGGAACUUUGAGCUCUCAUCAUCGUGCCAAGGAUAGAUUCUAGGAUACGGCCCGCGAGAUCUUCGCUAUGAAUCCUUUAUAAAUUCAUCACUCCUGUUUACAGGAAACUGAAGAUCUCUCCUCUAUAAGGAUAUAAAAUCUUUUGGUGUUGCUCUUCUCUCUGUACCUAAAUUCAGUAUUCUACUAAUCGAGUAUUACUGUAGUUUACUGAUUGAAGAUCUUGCGGGAACACUUUAUGCCGUCCAUUUUCUAUGACUGUCUCAAGCAUUUAUUUUUUUUGUCUUAAAUUUACUAAUAACAAAUAAGAUAUAUCAUCUAUUCUAGUGUUGAACAAUUCCAUUAUCGUUAAAAUCCAUAAGAUGUUUAAAAAAAGUAUGGGCAUAAGGUACAACAAAAUAAUGAAAAAUAUUGUAUAAAUGUUUCUGCUAUAUGUGCCUAAUUAAUUUUUAAAUUUAUGCCCAUUUCUUUAACACAUCUUGAGUAGAUUAAUAUACAUAAUAAGAUUCCAUAAUUCGUAUGUGUUUAAAAAUGAAUAAGAGUUUCAUUUAGAAAAACAAUGUACAGUGAAUAUGCGCGAGGCACAAAGAAUAUAGCGCACAGAAUAUAUAUAUAUAUAUAUAUACUUUUUAAUUUUUAUUCCACAUAAAAAUAUAUUUAUAUUCAAAUAUACAAAUGUCUACUAUGCACUAAACUGUUAUUUGGUAUAGUAACUAUUUGAUUGCUGAUGUCUGUAUAUUACAUAAGACUGUUUAACAAUGCAGGCUAUAUAUUAAGUAUUGUUAAUAUUCAUAUUGAGAUUUUUUGCACUGAAAGAGGGCAGCUUUAUUUAAAAAGCUAUUUGUAUUAUACAUUACUGUUACUCAAAUCUUUUAAUCGUACUGGAAGGGACAGUAAGAAAACUAAAAAUUAACUAGUUAUGUUUCCAUUUCUUUAAACUGCUAUCUAUUGCAAUAGUAUUUAAAAAUCCUAUUAAAGAUAUUCGUCUUUAUUAAUUCUAUUUUCUCUCAGUACAUGAAAUAAAGUAUUAAAUUAACAAUCAGUUAUUGUUACAUAAUUACUUAAAAAAAUCAAACAGUAAUAUGUUACAUAAAGGUAACAAUAAAAAAAUUACUUCAAAUUAUAUUUCAUAUGCACAAGACCUGAUUGUGCCAAACUCAUUCGACUUGAAUAAAGUAAAAAAUCAUCACAUUGUUAUAAAUAAAAUUAUCAUAUUCUACAUUAUUGUUAAGAAACAAAUUCUAAAAUGAUUAUAUUCAAAAUUAACUUGGAGUAAACCUGUACUUGCUCAAUUCACUUAAUAAUGAUUUGUAGUUUCUUUGAACAUGUAAUAAACUUCAAAAACUGGAAAAUUGUUUCAGGACAAAUAAGUAUAAAUAAUACUGUAUUACGCACACUUCGUAAACGUAUAUCAAUUUGAUAAUUAUAUUUUAUUUACACAAAUUUACGAUAAAACGCUUGUUUAUAUAAGAGAAUAUAAUUGCGCAGGUUACACUGAAUAAAAAAUGGAUUUAUUGUUGUUUUUAUUUAAACUAUGCGAUACAAUUCU